UUUUAUAACUAUUAUAUACACUAAUAUCCAAGUUAAAUUAUUACAGUCAGCAAUUUAUGAACAGUUACAGUUACAUUAAAUUGUUCUAAUGAAGGCAGUGCCACUACCGGGGCAAAUGCUUGAUUGAAUGACUCAUUAACGGCGGGACUUUUCUUAGGGACUUGCCACCACGCACUUGUUGCAGGAAUAGUCCCGCGAGAGGGCUGCCGUGGGUACAUUGACGGAUGACCCUGCUGCUCCCAGUCCCAGCUGUCAGCUGCGCUCGUGCACCGUUUCUGACUUUCCCCACUCUGUCCCCGGUACCAUGGCGUCCAUGGAGGAGGACGGCUCGGUUGAGGAGAAGGAUAACAACAACAAGAAGAGAACGAAAAGUGCAAUCGCUGUCGCAUGGCUUACAUUUUACAACAUCGCCAUGACGGCCGGGUGGCUGGUUUUGGCUAUGGCAAUGAUGCGCUUUUACCUCCAGAAGGCCACACACAAGGGUCUGUACAAAAGUAUAGCAAGGACACUCAAGUUCUUCCAGACAGUUGCGUUAGUUGAGGUGGGGCACUGUGCAAUCGGAAUCGUGAGGACCUCUGUAAUUGUGACCGGGGUUCAAGUGUGUUCACGAAUCUUCAUGGUGUGGUUCAUCACCAACAGCAUCAAACAGAUCCAGAACGAAGAAAGUGUAAUCCUCUUCCUGGUCGUUUGGACGUUGACAGAGAUUACCAGAUAUUCAUUUUAUACAUUCAAUCUGCUCAACCACCUGCCAUACUUCAUCAAAUGGGCCAGAUACAAUAUGUUUAUCAUCAUGUACCCUCUCGGAGUGGCCGGAGAACUCCUGACUAUUUACGCUGCUCUGCCGUUCGUUCGCAAAACCGGAAUGUUGUCCAUGAGGCUCCCCAACAAGUACAACAUCUCCUUCGACUACUACUACUUCCUCAUCAUCGUCAUGCUCUCCUACAUCCCAUUGUUCCCACAGCUCUUUUUCCACAUGCUCCGUCAGAGGAGAAAGGUGCUUCUUGGGGAGAUCAUAGUGGAGAAGGAUGAGUAGAGCCGCCUCACAGUCCAGCACCUGGCGUUCGUUUUGGAAGUUCUCCACACUGCAACGCAAGCGACCGGGAGAGUCAGACAUAACGGGAUUAACCAAGUAAUAAUCGUGGAAACAGGAUUUUGUCAUUCACCGCAAUAACCCAACUGGAUUAAAUACAAGAUAAAUCAUUACCCAACAGGAAUAACCUUCAUCAGAAUCAUCCACAACAGACAUCAGUCAACCAGAAGAAUCAUUACAGAACAGGAGUAGUCAGCGGAAUAGUCAUUAAUAUGGAAAAA
Molecule: messenger RNA, 1311 nt
Organism: Oncorhynchus mykiss (rainbow trout)
Lineage: Eukaryota; Metazoa; Chordata; Actinopteri; Salmoniformes; Salmonidae
Product: very-long-chain (3R)-3-hydroxyacyl-CoA dehydratase 1
Biological process (GO): fatty acid elongation; sphingolipid biosynthetic process; very long-chain fatty acid biosynthetic process
Cellular component (GO): endoplasmic reticulum membrane
Molecular function (GO): 3-hydroxyacyl-CoA dehydratase activity
Source: RefSeq, a predicted model, not a curated record